AUGAACGAAGUCGACGAGGAUGCAUCGCAGAGAGACAAGACAGAACAGCGUGCAAGAGCUCGCUUCGCUAUGUCGACUAGUCUACUUGCAGGCUCUCAACAGGAGCCAAUAGAAUCGAAAGCAAAAUUGCUAGGGAGACAGAUUCAUCUGAUUGACGCACAUGGCAGCCUCGUCCGGUUUCCUGAGGGAAAAGCAGACGUGCAAGAAAGAACAAGGGCAGGCAAGGGAUUCGAAAUCGCUUUCAAGACCAUUCGGAGAGACAAUGAAAGCUCUUACGAUCCGGAGACUCAGCUGAACCCUUUGAAGCUCAUCGAACAAAGGAAGCUACGGCAAGAGGCGGUAGAGGCCAGUCGCGAAGUGUUGCAAAACAUCAUCGACAGUGCGCUGAAUGGUGGAAGGAAAAUCAAUUCUGAAUCCAUACAGUCACAACUUGUCAAGAGAAUCCGGCGGUACAAACCGAACAGGGAGAGAUUUCAAUCGAGAGCGCUUUAUUGCCUGGAUCUGCAAUCUCCUGUAAGGUUGUGUGCAAUCGCUAUAGUAGAAAGCAAGAUCUUUCAUGGGGUAGUCACUUUCUUCAUUUUUCUGAGCACCCUGAUCUUGGCCUUCAACGACCCCCUGAAAGCCACAUACUUUCCAGUCUCAUCCACCACAAAGCUUGAAACGUCUGACUACUUCAAUUUCCUGUGCACUUUCUUCUUUCUUUUCGAGUUGGUUCUGAAAAUCCUCGCACAUGGGCUGGUGCUGGGUGGGAAAACUUACCUUGCAGAUGGCUGGAAUGUAUCUUCAGUGGUGAACUCCAUGGUCGCUGUUACUUGGUUAACGACGGAGAACUGGCGCAAGGGUAUGAAAGGCCGUGUGCUGUAUUCAGUGGGACUAGUGCUCUCUAUCAUUGCCCGAACUCAGCGUCCUGCUCCAAUUGCUGGUCGUGCCUGCCCACCCCUGCGGUGGGGGGAUGUCAUGAACGAUCUGAUGGACUCAAAUUCCCAAGAGCAAGUGCUAAUCUUUCUCUUCUACAUCAUGAUCGGGCCGCUGUUUCUCAGACAAGCCCUGAUUGCUGUCCUAGCUCAUCGGCUGGAAAACAUGAGGAAUCAGGCGCUGGCAGCCAACGUGAACCGAAUCGUGUCGAGGUGGAAAAACAUCCGAACAACGGCUCUGCCGUUUCAGCUUUGGGUUGCAAACACACACGAGAAGACGCAGCAGAACUACAAGCGCUACCUUGCGAGCCUGGGCGACAAGCAGGCGGUUGCAUCAAAGACAGCGCGGAGGUUGAAGAAUCAGCUCCUGUUUCGUUCAUGGAACAAAUGGUAUGAGACUACAAUCUUCUCCAUGGUCGUGGGCGAGUAUGCAGACAACAUAUUGGAAGUCGACGAAUACCAGGAGGAGCAGAAAAUCUCCGUGUUACAACGGCACUCGAGGUCAAGCGCGGUUGGCAGGUUGUGGAAGUCUACGAGCCAAUACUUCAGAUUCUCUGCUGUCUUGCAGAUUGGACAAGUGGCGUUGGCCUUCUGCUUCUGUGUGGAGAUGGUGGUGAAGAUCGUUGGGUUUGGUCCGAAGAAAUAUCUGAGAAAGUGGCUGAACCUACUGGAUGCUGUUGUCGUCAUUACUUCCAUGGUGGACUUCACUUCGUCAGUCAAGCAGUUCAACUGUCUUCAACAUGCUGACGGCACUGACCCCUUUGCUUGCAACGACAAGAACAUUGCUGGUAAAGUGUUCCGCACCCUCAGGCUAAUCCGCUUGGUCAAGUUGAGACGGAUGUUUCCGAGCCUGACAAAGCAAGUCAUCGCAGCUGCCAAGUGCUUCAAGUCCUUCCUCGCCAUGUGCGGCAUCCUUGUUAUCACCCUCUUCUGCUUCGCUGUCCUCGGCAUGGACUUGUUGGGAGGAAGGCUCUAUCGCCGUGACGUCCAGAGGUCUGAUCUCGGCCUCAACUCCCUCGUCUUCCUCCGUUGGCCCUCCUACUCCUUCCUCUCCAGCAUCCCCGGCGUCCCCUCGUACGUGGUCGGCCUGGACGCGACCAAGGAGAGCAACAGGUUCCUCUUGAAGCCGCUCUACGGGGACGCGUGGAAGGAGAGGCUGGAAAGCAAUGGAGUGUCCUCAGGGAUCUUCCAUGGACGGCUCAACAGCAGCAGCCUUAACGAAAAUCUCCUGCUUGACGACUGCUCGACAAACCUCGCAGCGCCAUCGUGUGACCUUCUGUUGUGGUCUGAUGUGAUAGACAACGUACCCACUGGUCGGCCCUUCAUCUCCGCCAUCGCCCUCCGAUCCUCCUUUGACAACUUCGGCCUGUCGUGCCUGACUGUCCUCCAGCUCUUCACCAGGUCAGACUGGUACGACCUGAUGUCAACAGCGGUCGAGAUCAACGGCUGGGGGAUCUCUGCCUACUUUUUCCUCGUGAUCCUGGUCGGGAGCUUCGUUCUGCUUGACACCAUGACCGCCAUCGUCAUCGUUGACUUCGGCAGUCACGCGUACUCGUCUGAGGAGGUGAAGGGAGAAGGACAAGAGGCCGAUGGGAGAGUGAGGGAGUUCAUCCGAGACAAAUCUUGUGCUUUGAUGCGCCACAGGCUGCGACUGCAAAUGCUGACGAUGAUCAGUGACGAUCGAUGGCAGAAGAGGUACAACAGCCUACAGAUCCUGGCGAUAGUCUCGGAGAAGGGAGACGAGGCUGUGAUAGAUGUUCUCCUCUCCAAGGUCGAAGACUCUCACGCUACCAUACGUGCCAAGGCCGUCGAGACUUUGGGCAGCCUCGUGCCCGUGGAGCUCAGUGAAGCCUUCCCGGAGGCCUCGCUCAAGGCCCGGCAGCUCCUGCACGACCCGUCGAGGUUCGUGCGCGAGAGCGCAGCAAAGGUUCUCUCCGAGGUGUGCCAGCACGACAACCCGUCUGUGCUGAAAGACCUGGUGGACGCGAGCUCGGACCCGGAUCCUUCUGUGCGAGCCGCCGCCAUCACCUCCCUCGGGGUGCUCGCGAGCCCUGGAGACUCGUUUGUGAUCGACUCGAUCAUCAAGAGGACGCACGACGCGGACUCGGAGACGAUUGAGGUGCUUCAGGCUUGCUUUGCGACGCUGAAGCAGCUGGAAGCGGAGGCGAUCUUGCAGCAGCGAGGGAUAGGGAACCGAAAGGCAAAGAAGCGAGUGGCGGAAGCCGAGUUCAAGGAGAACGUUCUUGAGAAAGCAAGGCAGUUCCAAAACUUCCUGUGGGAGAAAGCAUACAAGUCUCAAACAGCUGCGUGGAAGAAGAAGGAGCAGAAGAAACAGGCAAAGAUGGUGCGGCUGAUGCUUGCUGCCCAGAAAGAGCACUUGUUCGACGACGAGUCCACGUUCCGGAAUACUCCGGAAUUCAGAAGACUGCGAUAUACUUUGGCUGCGUCUCAGGUUCAAACUGUGAUAAAGAGCUUGGAGGCAGAGAUAGCAACAUUGAACGAACAAGCCAAGGAGGUUCGACGAAACCAGCAAAGUCAUCAGUGGUACCUAGCGGAAGUUCGCAGACUGCAACAACGAAAGCAGGCGCUGGAAGAGCAUCUGUACAUCCUCGAACUACCUGACUCCUUGUACUUCCUGCCUCCCUUGCACCCGUUCCGAAAGCUCGUUCGGAGGUUGAUAUGGAACCGACACUUCAAUCGGCUCAUUGCCUUCUGUACCUUGGCCUCCUGCAUUCUUCUGUCGCUCGAGAGGCCGGGAAUACAGCCGAACGAGCGACUCUUUCUCGAUACUUCCAACACAGUUCUCAACUUCAUCUUCGCGUUUGAAUUCCUCGCAAAGGUGAUUGUCCUAUCUGCUGAAUCUUACUUCAAAGAGGACUGGAACAGACUCGACUUCGUCAUUGUUUGCACGGCUAUGUUAGACGAGAUCUUGUCUCGCAGCGGGGCAGUGCAGGGCACCGGCGCGUUCAAAGUCCUGAGGCUUCUUCGAGGGUUGCGGCCACUGAGAGCCUUGAAACAUCUCAAGGGCCUGUCGCUGCUCUUCUCUGCCCUCUCAGAAGCUCUUUACCCUCUCCUCAUCACCUCCGUCAUCUUGUUCGCUUUUCUCUCCAUCCCUGCCAUAGUCGGCAUGCAGUUCCUCAACGGGCAAGUGGUGUACUGCUCCGACCCCUCUGUGUUGGAGUACUCCGAGUGCCGGGGCCUGGACGGGACGGGGGAAACGAGACACUGGCAGUCGAGAAGUUACUCUUUCGACUGGUACGGAGACGCGAUCCUCACCAUGUACGUCAUUGGGACUCUCGACACGGGAUGGCAGCAGAUCAUGUUCUACACCGUCGACUCGACAGGAGUCACCACUGGACCCUACAAUUGGUACAGCCCUGCGAUGAUGCUGUUGUCGGUCGUGACAAUCAUCAUGGUCGGCUUCUUCAUCAUGCGCUUGUUCACGGCCAUCUUUGUCAAAUCCUACUCGAUCGCCCUCAGAGAAACUCAGAUGAAGGAGCGUCUCGCUAUGAUAGAGACCCAAGACUUCUCGCGCAAGAAGAUCAAGAGGAUAGCUCUCCCUGUCAUCUUCGGCACUUCCUCCAUCCGUCGGCAGAUCGUCAACCAGAUUCUCAAUCAUCCCGUAAUGGAAGCUUUCACAACUCUAGUGGUGAUCGCGCAGAUCGUUGCUCUCUCCGCAACGAGUUACAAGAUGUCGACGAGCCAACAGGACCUCGCCACGGGCCUCAACUCCUUCUGCGGUCAAGUCUUCGCAGUGAUGACGGCGAUGGAGCUCUACGCCACCCACCUCUCUCGCUUCACCCUCGACAAAUGGUCUCUCCUCGAGUGGGGCAUCGUCAUCGUCUUCUUCAUCAACACAGGAAUCGAGUCGCUGGGUACACAAUCCAUCAUCCUUAACGCCAACCUCGCUCGCAUUUUCCGACUUCUCCGCAUUAUCCGCCUGAUCCGAGCAUCCAAGCGAGUUUCGAUCCCCAAGAGUCUUCGACAAGUGCUGAAAGGGAUUGUCAAGUCGAGGGUCACGAUCAUGCACCUCGGCGCACUCCUCCUCCUCCUCUUCUUCUGCAUCGGGGUGAUUUGUAUCUCCUUCAUGGGGAACAUGUGCGUCCAAGGAGACGAGAUCCAUCAGUUCAGAUGUAGAAUGCUCCAACCCCAGCUCCUCCUCCCGUACACUGCUUCCUUCCGGAACCUCGGGGUUGCGUUCCUGACCCUCUUCCGCAUGGCGAGCGGAGAUUCCUGGUCUCCUCUGCUCAAGAUGUACGGGACCUCCUCUGCGCUCUACCCUCGCAAGGAAGGCUACCUUGAAGCGGCCAAGGAGCUUCUUGCUCAGUGCAGGACGGCCAAGGACACGCUUGAGCAAGAGGUCUAUCUUGUUAAGCUCCGACAUCUGUUUCAAGGCUGCGUGACCGGGACAGAGCUGCAGAUGAUCGCCGACGGCUCCUUGAUCUCAUGCUCACGGUCGACAGACUGCGACUCUACCUGCGGAUCUAUGACGGCCUACGCUUUCAUCCCUCUCUUCAUCGCCAUCGCAAACUUCGUCGUCAUCAACCUCGUUGUCUCUGUCAUCAUGUCUCAGAUUGGCUACGGCCUGACCAAAAACAUCGCCAUCGUGCCUGGCACAGCCAAUCUUACCUACCUUCAGUUUGCCAACAUCUGGAAAGUUUGGUGCGUCAAGGUCCGACGCAAGACGAGCUUCCUGGCCGAGGCUGAGCGCAGGAAGUCAAUGCUCAAGUCGCUGUCACGGAGAGGGUCACGACGUGCGAGCUCCCUUACACGGAUGUACGACAGCACCACAGACCUCAAGUCCUUGGUGGAUCCGCCGGAGACGACGGGCAACCAUGUCAAGGAUGGCACCAGCAACGAGCAAGAGCACACGGCAGGAGGGGGAGGCGAGCAGGAGAGAAGGGGGAAGGAGAAGAAGUCGCUCAUCCGGGGAGGAGACGACAGCUCCAAGUCAAGGGAAAGACUGAAAGGGAACGGGUUGAAACCGCCGGCUCCUCAAGACGUCACUUCAGACGUCCGAUCUGAAACUCCCGUCUCGAAGCAUGGCAGGCUCCGCACCUCUCGAACUUCGACCUCUCAGGAGGGGAGGAGGGCGCGUUCCAAAGAGGAAGGGGAGGAGAGGAGCGAUAAGACAGCGUCACAUCAAUUGGAACGAAGUGAAGCAGGAGAUGUCACGUCUCGAACUGCUGCAAGACGGAGGGACGUGGACAAGCUGUCCAGCAUCUCCAGCACUAGGAUGAGCGCUUCUUCCCAUGCCUCUGAGGACAACACCAAGUUUGCAAGACGUCAGGACAGAGAGCCAAAGAAGGAGAGAAGACAUGGCAAGGAGAUCAAUGAGGAGAGAAGACAGCGCUCGAACAUCACAGCAAAGCGGCGCGAGCAGGCUGAAAUGAAGAAUGAGGAAACCAAUAGGCAGCAGGGAGCACGACAUCAUGGCGGUCGUUCAGACCAUGAAUCCCGGAGAGCACGAGCAAGGAAAGAAGUGCAGGACGGCGACAACAGGAGAGGAGUCUCGGGCAGAGACAAGCUAGUAGCUGGAGCUGUCAAGCAUGAUGUCAGGGCAGACCUUGUUCUGAGGCUCGACCAGACGCCGAAAGCAGACGUGUAA
Molecule: messenger RNA, 6522 nt
Organism: Guillardia theta CCMP2712
Lineage: Eukaryota; Cryptophyceae; Pyrenomonadales; Geminigeraceae
Exons: 35
Coding region: 1-6522 (2173 amino acids)
Biological process (GO): monoatomic ion transport; transmembrane transport
Cellular component (GO): voltage-gated sodium channel complex; plasma membrane
Molecular function (GO): voltage-gated sodium channel activity
Source: RefSeq, a predicted model, not a curated record